AUGGUCGUGGAGCAGAAUCGAAGUGCAGGGGACGAAUUCACCACAGCACCUAGAGCGCCUAGAAGUGAGGGCAAUGGAAUGGUUGCUGGCUACAGCGGUGCAUAUCAACCAACAACCAACGCGCAUCACCCCCAUCCUAGAAAGUCACCCACUGGUAUAUGGUCUGAGCAUGGACACUCCCUGAGCCAUAUCCGCCCCAUGGCUAAACACUCGGGCGCAGCAGUGGCAACCUUCUUCAAUGGACUGUUCACCACGAUCAUCGGCAUUGCCACGCUGGGCGCAAGCAUUACUUUCUCUUAUGUGCUCUCAAACAACAACAUUCCACCGUCUCCAACUUCGUCAUUCAGCACCAAACAGAUCCAACUGUUCUUGGCCAUCAGUUGGCUUUUGUUCCUGCUUGCUCUCGCAUUUGCCUCGCUAGGCUCAACGUUGCUGACGUUCUUCAAGAAUCAUUGGGUCGCCGAUUGGGACGGAACCAACGGCAAAACAAGUCAGUGGAGUGUCCAGAUGUAUGCCGUCUUUGCCAGUGGGCUUAUGGGCGCAUUGACCGUUGGAGCUUUCGUGCUGUUGUGUCUUGUGGUGGUGGCUUACUCUGCCGUCGUGGGUUGGGUUGCACUUGGCUUCACCUGCUUCUUCGGACUUGUCAUCCUGCUGGCUGUCGUGAAUCAAGCCCCCUGGCCUUGGAGGAACAACACUCCAUCAAAUCCCAGCAGACACCAGAGUGUCUAUGCAUAG
This is a messenger RNA of Exophiala dermatitidis NIH/UT8656, 735 nucleotides long. RefSeq lists its product as uncharacterized. The coding region runs from base 1 to 735 and encodes 244 amino acids. NCBI's taxonomy places the organism in Eukaryota, Fungi, Ascomycota, Eurotiomycetes, Chaetothyriales, Herpotrichiellaceae. The transcript has a single exon. The record is from RefSeq and is a predicted model, not a curated record.